This is a messenger RNA of Rotaria socialis, 345 nucleotides long. The record is from the annotation of a GenBank genome assembly. NCBI's taxonomy places the organism in Eukaryota, Metazoa, Rotifera, Eurotatoria, Philodinida, Philodinidae.
AUGUCAACGUUCGAUUAUGAAUCGAUCAAUAAAACUAUAACAACUGGUGCUAUCGUUGCACUUGUUGUUAGUACAGUUUUUGGCUUCAUUCUAUGUAUCGGGACUAUCAUCAUAAUUGUUUGUUUAAUCAAACGUUGCAAUCAAUCGUCACGUUCGAGAGUUCAUGAAGCAGUUCUACACCAGCCUUUUCAUUAUUCUAAUUAUUCGUUGCCUCAAAAUUCAUUCAAUACAACUAGUACUACUGAUCAUCCACCGGUAUACCUUUCAGCUCCACCACCCUAUCAAAUAGCUCUUCUAUCGAAUAAUGUUCCUAAUUCAGGCUUCAUGAAACCUCCAUACCGAUAA